UGAGGUGUGCAAUGCUACAUGCUAAGGAGAAAAACUAACAAAGGAAAAAGAUAGGAACCAGGAAGCACGCUUCAUGUUCUCGGUACGGUAACCACGAAGGAGGUUAUAUAAAAGCCACACCCACCCCCGGAGAGGGAGUCUGUUACUUGGCCCCAUUUUUCAGAUGAGGAAACUGAGGCAGGUUGCCCAGGAAGUGGCAGUGCUGAAUUCUCAGCUUGGGCAGGCUAGUGCCAGGGGGCUUUUUACGGAGGGGAGAGGGGCUGCGGAGUGGAGACACUAUGAAGAACCAGGUGGAAUGAGGGGGCGGGACUCUUUCUCCACUUAAAGGGGCCUUUUCUUAAGAUGGGCAGAGCCGUCUCCACCUCCCUAGGGGAAUAGGCCAGGUUGAAUUAUUCAGAGGUCCUCGGUUCCUUCAUUCGCUGACGGAGCCCCAGGAGUGGAGGCCAACUCAGUCACCCUCCAGUCCCUCUGCCACAAGGACUGCCCUGCGGGAGCAGGGGGCGGCCCUUUAAGGCCAGCCCUGGGGCAGGCAACGUGAUCGGGGAUCGCCAAGUUCAUUCAUCCUGGGGCCCCUGCUGACUCACGCUUAUGAAAGUGAUUUUUCUGGCCCCGCCUGCCGCCUGCCUCUUCCCAACUCUUGAAAUACCCUCGCUUGCCUUAGCCUCUCACAGUCUCUUGGAUCCCCACGGGGUAAUGGGUGUCCUGCUCCUUUGUCAGGCACCUUGAUUUCCUGGCUUUCCUAGUGUCCAAUCAGGCCAGGCUCAUCGGUCUCCUUUGACCUCCUGCCAAUCAGGGAGGACCUUGGACUCAACCUCGAAGGCCACAGAAGGACACUCUACAUGCGGGAAGGAACCCUAUGACACCCGAGGCUCACCCAGUGGCCCUUCCUCCUCUAUGCCCCUAGGUCAGCUGCCAGUCCCCAACCCCCCGCCAGCUACAGCCAUGAGCAGCUGGAGGAAGGACCACCUCGGUGCCAGUAGUUCGGAGCCUCUCAAGGUCAUCAUCAUCGGCAAUGGUCCCUCUGGCAUCUGCUUGUCCUACCUGCUCUCUGGCUACACCCCCUAUGUGAAGCCAGACGCCGUCCACCCACACCCCCUGCUGCACAGGAAGCUCACUGAGGUGCCGGGGGUCUCCAUCCUGGACCAGGACCUGAGUUACCUGUCCGAAGGCCUCGAAGGCCGAUGCGAAAGCCCUGUGGCCCUGCUCUUCGAUGCCCUCCUGCGCCCAGACACAGACUUUGGGGGAAAUAUGGAGUCCGUCCUCAUGUGGAAGCACCAGAAGGAGCGAGCCAUCCCCCAUGUGGUCCUGGGCCGGAACCUGCCCGGGGGAGCCUGGCAUUCCAUUGAAGGCUCCAUGGUGACCCUGAGUCAAGGCCAGUGGAUGGGGCUCCCGGACCUGCAGGUCAAGGACUGGAUGCGCAGGAAGAGAAGAGGUCUUCGUAACAGCCGGGCCACAGCCGGGGACAUUGCUCACUACUACAGGGACUAUGUGACCAAGAAGGGUCUGGGCCACAACUUCGUGUCUGGUGCAGUGGUCACGGCUGUGGAGUGGGGGAUGCCUGAGCCCAGUGGCUCUGAGGCCCGGAACCCCAGACCCCUCUUCCAGGUGAGCGGCUUCCUGACCUCUAAAGACCAGAGCCAGCAGCCCUUUUCCCUGUGUGCCCACAACGUGGUCCUGGCCACUGGCACAUCCGACAGCCCGGCCCGGCUGGGCAUCCCCGGGGAGACCCUGCCCUUUGUCUACCACGAGCUGUCAGCCCUGGAGGCCGCCACAAGAGCAGGCACAGUGACACCAGCCUCGGACCCCGUCCUCAUCAUCGGUGCAGGACUGUCAGCGGCCGACGCGGUCCUCUAUGCCCGCCACUACAACAUCCCCGUGAUCCACGCCUUCCGCCGGACUGUGGAUGACCCUGGCCUAGUCUUUAACCAGCUGCCCAAGAUGCUGUACCCCGAGUACCACAAGGUGCACCAGAUGAUGCGGGAACAGUCCAUCCUCUCACCCAGCCCCUACGAGGGCUACCGCAGCCUCCCUGAGCACCGGCCACUCCUCUUCAAGGAGGACCACCAGGCUGUGUUCCGAGACCCCAAGGGCCUCCAGAAGGUCUUUGGCGUCUCCCUGGUGCUUGUCCUCAUCGGCUCCCACCCAGACCUCUCCUUCCUCCCGGGGGCAGGCACUGACCUCGCCGUGGACCCCAACCAGCCACUGAGUGCCAAGAGGAACCCCAUUGAUGUGGAGCCCUUCACCUACCAGAGCACACAGCAGGAGGGCCUGUAUGCUGUGGGGCCGCUGGCUGGGGACAACUUUGUUCGGUUUGUGCAGGGUGGGGCCCUGGCCGUGGCCAGCUCCCUGCUGAGGAAGGAGGCCAGGAAGCCGCCCUAGCCCUUGGCCUGACAGACAUCCUCGCGCCCAUGCCCUAAAGAGGAAGGGAGAUCACCACAGCCCUGCUGGACACAAGAUGCCCCAGUGAGGGAAGGGGGCCUCUCCCAGCAGGAGACAGGAAUGGCCAUGAGCCCAUGCAACAGGCUUCUCAGAUGAAGGGGAAUGGGGAACCCCGGCUGCCUGAACUCAGACCAGUGCCCAGGGUGGGAAGAGUGGCUGCAGGUCAGCAGAGGCUCAGACCUGUGAUUUGGGGCGAAUGCUGCCAAUGUGAGUGGGGAUCACCAGAGCCAGCUGAGCGCUGAGUGCUGAGCCAGGAGGAAUCCAGGCCCCGUUCCUUCCAGAAUCAAGUCCCAAAUAAAAUCAGCACCUGCCUCCA
Molecule: messenger RNA, 2755 nt
Organism: Pteropus alecto (black flying fox)
Lineage: Eukaryota; Metazoa; Chordata; Mammalia; Chiroptera; Pteropodidae
Gene: OSGIN1
Product: oxidative stress induced growth inhibitor 1
Exons: 6
Coding region: 895-2379 (494 amino acids)
Molecular function (GO): oxidoreductase activity
Source: RefSeq, a predicted model, not a curated record